Messenger RNA from Chrysoperla carnea, 1413 nucleotides. RefSeq lists its product as uncharacterized. The record is from RefSeq and is a predicted model, not a curated record. The transcript has 8 exons. The coding region runs from base 1 to 1413 and encodes 470 amino acids. Lineage: Eukaryota; Metazoa; Arthropoda; Insecta; Neuroptera; Chrysopidae.
AUGGGACGACAUUCUAGUUCUUCAGAAGGUUCUUCAGAUGAUUAUUAUUAUAAUAGAAAGAGAAAGUCAAGCAAGAGAAGUAGAAGCAGACGUUCACGUUCGUCGUCUUCACGUUCUCGCGGUACAUCAACGGAUGCAUCGAGUUCCAGAUCUAGUAGUGACUUGAGUCACAAACAUUCCAAUUCUAAAUACAAAUCAUCAUCAAAAUAUAAACAUAAAUCAUCAUCCAGAAAAGAUUCAAGAUCAUAUUCAAGUUCUCGAUAUCAUAGAAGUAGUUCAUACUCAAAACGUAACAAAGAUAAAAGACGUUCAAGAUCCAGGUCAAGGUCUAGAUCAACAUCACGCUCACGCUACAGUAAAUCAAAAUCAUCAUCAUCAUCAAAUACAAAUGAAUUAGAUGCAAAUAAAUUUUUACAAUUUUCAUCCACAUCAUCGUCAUCUCAAAAUCAAAAUAAAAAGAUAUACUAUUUAAAUAAAAUCAAUAUAAAUGAAUUAUUAUUAAUUGAUAAAUGUCCAUUAUGUUAUGGUUUAGAUGAUUUUAAUACAAUAUUAAUCGAAAAUGAAACUAUUAAUUCGAAACAAUUUAUGUGUUUGUCCAAUAAUGUUACGUUAUUUAUUAAUCAUUUUGUAAAUGAUGAUAAUAAUAUGAAUACAAGAGAUCGAUUAAUCAAUUUAUGGUAUACAUUAGAAAUGAAUCCGGAACCAUUAAUAUUGCAACUAUUUAAUAAAAAUGAUGGCUAUCCAGUACCAAAAUAUUAUGGUGCAUGUGGACGUUACAUAAUUGUUGAAGAUUGUGGUAUUAAAUUACAUGAUUAUUUAAAUACAUAUUUAAUAAAUAUGAAUUCAAUUGAUGGAUGGUUAACACGUGCAUAUAUUGCAUUACAAUUAUUGCAAUCAAUGAAAUUAUUUACAUCAACACAUAAUUUAUAUCAUUUAUAUCUAUUAGAUAUAUCUAGUGAUAAUAUUGUUAUUGAUAUUCAUACAAAACGUAUUAAAUUUAUUGACUUUGAACAUAUUAUAUUAAAACAAUAUAAUAAUGAUAAUGAUAAUACGGAUUUAAUGGAACAUGUUUAUAAUGAAAAGGAUUUUAUUGAUGAUGCUGCUCAUGAUAAUUUAUUUAAAUUCUCUAAAUUAGAUAUAUGUAUGUAUGAUAUUAGUGAUAUUAAUUAUUAUGCGAUAUGUAAAAUAAUAUUAUCACCCAAAGCACCAUAUCCAAUGAUUGAAGGGGGUCUAUUAUAUUCAAUGCCACCAAUAUUAUUUGAUGAAUAUCCAAAUACAUUUAAGUUAAUUGAUGAAUGUAUUCAUUUAAAUAAUAAUAACAAUAAUAAACAACAACAACGUUAUCAUAUUAUAAAUAAAUUAAUUAAUUUAUUAGAAAAGAUAUUAUACAAUGAACAAUUUAAUUAUAAUUAA